AUUCUUACAGUGCGCAGUUAUUACGCGUAACCGGAAAAUGGCUGCGCUCACGUCUGAGUCGUGUUCAACAAUUCGGUGUUUAUUUUAACUGCAAUGUAAUACAUAACUGAUUACAGCAUUUUUCAGACAAAAUUUCAGAAAUGUCGGUGAAACAGGAAAGAAAAACCAAAAAGGAAUUCAUUAAGGGGCACUCCUUUCCAAAGAAGAAAGGAAAAAAGUCACUUAAUCUGGCGAAAAAGGAAAAAGCAGAUAUUGAUGUUCAAAAUCAAAACAUAGGGAAAAAGUGGGAGGUUAAGAACCCAGUGCUUACAAAUGUAAAAUCAAGUUCAAUUUCUAAAAGUAAAGACACAAAUGAGUUAGAAAAUGAUAAACAUAAGAAAUUAAAAGAUCGUAAGAAGUUUAAACGUAUGAAAGCAUUGAAAAAUAGACAGAAGAAGUUAGAGAAACCUGAUAGCCAAACAGCUAACUCUAUUGUAGUUGAUAAUGUUAAGAAAACAGGAAGCACACACAAAGAUAAAUUAAAAUGGAAAAAUAAGAAAUUGAAGGAAAAAACUGUAAAACAGAAAGAUGGGUCAAAAAACAAAGGUGAAGGGUUGUCUCGGCUAUCUUCCCCAUCUAUUGCAUCAGAUAAAGUACCAAAGACUGUGGGAAAAAAGAAACUGAAACGUUUAAAGUGGAAACAGAAACAAAUGGCAAAGAAGUUAGCACGAAAAGGUUUAGUUAAUACACAGGAACAUAAACAGGUGAAUACUGACAGUACUGAAAAAGUUGAGCUUCCAAAAACUGCAGAGGGAGCAACGGCAAACUGGAAAAAACUACAAGAGACAAUGUCAACACAAAGAGGAGAAAAACGAAAAAGAAAAAUACCAGAUCAUCGCCUCAGAAAUCCCAAAUAUAUGAAAAAAGAGGACUUACAAGGUGAAAGUCAGACACAUGAAAAAGAUGAUUCUGAUGCUGAGCCAGAGAUUUGGUUUGAUGAUGUGGAUGAAAUGUUACUGGACAAGACUCCAGUCUCUCUCAAACAAACAGUUGCAACUGAAGGAGAUAAUGGUGAGAUGAAGGAGGAAAAUCCAUUAGUGAAACCUGGAGCUUUUAAAGGUGUCACUAAAGUAGUGUGUAUGGACUGUGAAAUGGUUGGAGUUGGUGAUGGUUCAGAAAACAUGCUUGCUCGUGUCUCAAUAGUGAACCAGUAUGGUGAACCAGUCUAUGAUAAAUUUGUGAAGCCAAAAGAAGAAGUAGUUGACUAUAGAACAUUUGUAAGUGGUGUUAGACCACAGGAUCUUGUAAAUGCUGAGGAUUUUGAACAAGUUCAGAAGGAUGUGGCAGACAUUUUGAAUGGAAAGAUUUUAGUUGGCCAUGCAAUAAAGAAUGAUUUAAAGGUACUUUAUUUGAGCCAUCCAAGAAAGCGGAUUAGGGACACAUCACAAUAUAAACCCUUCCGCCAGCUGUCUGGGGGACGUACACCUUCACUGAAGAAAUUGUCAGAGAAAGUGCUUGCAGUGAAAGUUCAAGAAGGAGAGCAUAAUUCGAUUCAAGAUGCCCAGGCAACUAUGAGGCUGUAUACGAUGUACAGAAAACAAUGGGAGAAUGACAUUACCAACAAAAAGAAAGAGAAAAAGAUGAAGAAAGGAAAAACUUGAUCAUGUAUUUAUGUCAGUGAGGUCUUACAGUGUUUUGUGAUAUGAGGGAUGAAUUUUACUACAUGGAGUUGAACCAGUCCAAGAUCAGUUAGUACUUGUGAAAAACAAAAUCGUGAUAUGUUUCCUUUGAAUGUAAUCAAAGGGUUACUGUUGCUGUUUAGUGAUGCUGUUUUUGAAUAGUUAAUUACUUGUACUGAUGUAAUCAUGAAUAAAUGUCAGGAAGGAGAAAAGAGAAUUUUUACUUUGGA
Molecule: messenger RNA, 1888 nt
Organism: Mercenaria mercenaria
Lineage: Eukaryota; Metazoa; Mollusca; Bivalvia; Venerida; Veneridae
Exons: 8
Coding region: 141-1640 (499 amino acids)
Biological process (GO): rRNA processing
Cellular component (GO): nucleus
Molecular function (GO): 3'-5' exonuclease activity; nucleic acid binding
Source: RefSeq, a predicted model, not a curated record